Molecule: messenger RNA, 945 nt
Organism: Pteropus alecto (black flying fox)
Lineage: Eukaryota; Metazoa; Chordata; Mammalia; Chiroptera; Pteropodidae
Product: olfactory receptor 1440-like
Exons: 1
Coding region: 1-945 (314 amino acids)
Biological process (GO): G protein-coupled receptor signaling pathway; sensory perception of smell
Cellular component (GO): membrane
Molecular function (GO): G protein-coupled receptor activity; odorant binding; olfactory receptor activity
Source: RefSeq, a predicted model, not a curated record
AUGACUGGCGGAAGAAACAGUACAAAGAUUAUAAAGUUUAUUCUCUUGGGAUUCUCUGAAUUUCCAAAGCUCACCACAGUCCUCUUUUCAGUAUUCCUAGGGAUCUACCUGAUAACAGUGUCCUGGAAUAUGGGCCUCAUCACCCUCAUUAGGAUGGACUCCCGCCUGCACACACCUAUGUACUUCUUCCUCCGUAAUCUGUCCUUGCUGGACAUCUGCUAUGCGUCCACUAUAGCCCCCAGAAUGCUCUCGGAUUUCUUCAAGAAGCAUAAAUUCAUCUCCUAUGUGGAGUGCACCAUGCAAUACUUCUUCUUCUGUGGCCUGGGUCUGACUGAGAGCUGUCUCCUGGCAGCCAUGGCUUAUGAUAGAUAUGCUGCCAUUUGUAAUCCUCUGCUCUACACAGCCAUCGUGUCUCCCAUUCUCUGUGUGCAGAUGGUGGCAGGAUCUUAUCUAGCUGGAUUCUUUAGUUCAUUUAUCCAACUAUGCGCCUUUCUUCAGCUCCAUUUCUGUGGGCCAAAUGUCAUCAAUCAUUUCUUCUGUGACCUGCCCCAUCUGCUGGUCCUAUCCUGCUCUGACAGCUUUUUUUUCCAAAUCAUGAUGUCUAUGUUCACAGUGAUCUUUGGGUUCAUAUCUGUCCUAGUUAUCAUGAUUUCCUAUGGUCAUAUCGUUGCCACCAUUCUGAAGAUCUCCUCAGCUGAAGGCAGGUCUAAGACUUUCAACACCUGUGCUUCUCACAUGACAGUAGUGACUCUCUUCUUUGGUUCAGCUAUCUUUGUUUAUAUGUAUCCUAAUUCUGAUGAUUUUCAGAGCCAAAACAAGUUGGCAUCGGUCUUAUACACUAUUAUAACCCCCAUGCUAAAUCCAUUGAUUUAUAGCAUGAGGAACAAGGAAAUCAAAGAUGCCCUAAACAGAUGGAAGAAGAGAAUCUUUUCCCGGUGUUACUAA